Molecule: messenger RNA, 2501 nt
Organism: Cotesia glomerata
Lineage: Eukaryota; Metazoa; Arthropoda; Insecta; Hymenoptera; Braconidae
Exons: 7
Coding region: 240-2264 (674 amino acids)
Source: RefSeq, a predicted model, not a curated record
AUUUGAUUCGUUAUUUUAUAUGGCCUGAUAUAAUUUGUUAAUCUUUUUAUCGCAGAUAGCAUAUAAAUCUAUUGAGGAAGACAGUUGUUAAGCAAUAUAAUAGAGCCUUCUGCUGUGAUAUCUUUUUCCUAAGUUCAGCAAUAUUACUUUCGUAGUGUACCUCAAUAAAUCAGUGAAGUUAGACGUGGAUAAAUUUUAGUCCACGCGAUUUAAUUGCGACUUUUAAAUAACGGAAAAUAAUGUUUGGAAAAAUUUUAACUAUUUUUAUUGUUUUUAAUACUUAUUUCGUUGCUUCUCUCCACUGGCCAGAUGUGACUGAUAUAAAUUCAAUACACGAUUUCUUUGAAGGAUUCAAUUUUAUUAUAGACAAUGAGUAUAAAAUAACAAGCUUCAUGGAUGAAGAGGAUAGAAAUAAUGAAAUAAAAAAUUUUGUUUCUGAAAUGUUGAAAACUUUCAAUAGCUUUAAUGAGACAGAUAACUAUAAAUCAAAUUUUAUGUGGGACGAAUUCGAUAAAAAAUUAAGAGAUCAUCGAAUGAAUAAAAAUAAUUUGCUGUCAUUACUUCCUCAUAUAAUUUUUCGAGGUUUGAGAAAAGAGCUUAAAAUUUUGGAGAGCUUAAUCAAUCGUUUUUUUAAAAACAAAGUCAGCAGUCAUAUUGAUGAUAUUCAAAAUUUAUGUUCAUUUCCAUUAUCUCAUACAAUAUCUCAGUCGAAGUUGACGUAUUCUUACAUCAAAGGAAGUUAUGAAGCAUUGACGGGUGAGAUUGAAAGAAGAGAAGCUAAAUCAGAAACCAUGAAUGUUGAUUGCGAUGAACAUUUAUUUUUACAAGAUUUGUAUGACUUAUCUAAAGAAAUACUCAGAGGGUUUGUUUUGAAAUUUUUUCGGACGUCAAUUGGUCUUAGUUUAAAAUUUAAAUGUACCGUAGAGACAAACGUUAAAAAAAAAUUACUUUAUCAAAGAAAUCAUUUCAUGAAUAAUGUUACAAUGUUGAUGAAUUUUACGCGUGAUUAUCUAGGAAAUUUUUCCGAGUAUCUCUAUGCUUGUGACUUUAGUAAUCAUACUCGAGACAAAACAUACAUCGAGUUGGAAAGAAUGUACCAAGUAAUGAUUGAAAAUGAAUAUUAUUUAGACAAGGAUGGAAGUUGUUCGUAUAAUUGUAAUACAAAAGGUCAAAAUUUUAAGCCUCACGUUAAUUAUAUGUGCAAGGACUUAGAUUGUCAAUAUAUGGGUGGCAAGUUCGAAAUUUGUCAGAUGGAUGAUGAUGUAAGACGAUAUCAAUGGUUUAGAGAUAGAAAUAACAAUGUUUAUGGCAAUGAUACUAAUUGUUCAGGAAAAAUGGUUACGUAUAACAGUUGGUAUCAAUGGACAGGUCGUUAUUGUGAUAAUUGUGUUUGCGUUUGUACUGCCAAGCCUCAUAGAGAAAUCCAUCAUGAAAUCACUGCCAUCAGCUUCCAAGAUCAAGUGUCUGAUACUAACAGCAACAAGGUUCUUCUGGACUUGAAAUUUGUCAUAAAAAAUAACACAAUUUACGUCAACAUAAAAGAAGGAAAGCUUUUGCCUCAUGGAAAGAUAGAUAACAACAGCGUAUCAUGGAAAGCACUUGAUAAUUGUUCUAUUCAUGAUGACUUCACUUUUUGCACUUAUCCACGACAACCUGGUGUAGCAUAUGGUCUUACAACAGCAGCAAAAGAUUUCGGUUAUCCAGAAUAUUUGAAUUUAGAUAACAUAAAAGCCUCUACAGAAUCAAUCGUGACAGGCGUUCGAUUUCGAUUCGCUGGCGAUUUCAAUACUCUUCCAAAGUAUAAAAACGGUUCGGUAGAAAUGCAGAUUCGUUUAACGGAGUUUGAUUACCUAACGGGAAAAUUAUCCAAAAACCAUGUCUGGAUUUCUUCAAACAAUAAACAGAACAAAACAGAGUUGUUACUUCCAAACCCGGAUAAUCCAAUAAAAUCUCCAAAAAACAUACCAAAUUUGAAAGGAAAUCAAUUUGUUAAGUUCAAAGUAUCGGAUCUGAAGAAGGAUGCAGGACAAUCAACUGUCCCUUUUUUUGAUGCACGGCCAGUUGAAAGCAAAGUAUUAUUUCCCCUGAGAGGAAUUGGACUAUUUCAUCGUGGCUAUGAAGGUUUCGGGGGAUUUAUCGCCUUCAAGCUUUUCAUUAUAAAUCCGCAGGAGUACAUGAAUACUGAACUAGGUGUUACUAAGAGCGUGACACCUGCAUCCAUUAAAAUUGGUUGGGAUAUCUUCUCAGGGUUAAAAUGGCAGUAAUAAAAAAUGAUUAGAAUAAAAAGUUUUUCAUAUCAAAGAAUAACUCGUAGUAAAAAACCUCGAUAUUUAUUCUGUAAAUUUUUAAUUUAGAGGUAUUGUUUGGACUAACUCAACGAGCAUUAAAAAGUAAAACAAUUUUAAAUUAUUCAAAUAGUUUUGAAAACUAUUUCAUUAAUUAUUAAGUGCUGAUAAUUUUUAUUUCAAUAGUAAAUAGUACACAUCAAAUAAUAACACAUG